Oncorhynchus keta (chum salmon) is the source of this 8368-nucleotide messenger RNA. It is a transcript of the gene khnyn, whose product is annotated as KH and NYN domain containing. Gene Ontology annotation, cellular component: nucleus; cytoplasmic ribonucleoprotein granule. Bases 168 to 3503 code for a protein of 1111 amino acids. Lineage: Eukaryota; Metazoa; Chordata; Actinopteri; Salmoniformes; Salmonidae. Gene Ontology annotation, molecular function: RNA endonuclease activity; mRNA binding. The record is from RefSeq and is a predicted model, not a curated record. The transcript has 9 exons.
CGCUCGUUCACGUCGUUUUUUGUGUCACGGUACUUGUGAACUUUGGACUGCAUUGUUCUAUGAUUGCAGAAGGCAAAACCAAAUUAUUCAAAUACUCGAAAUCGAAACUGAGAGAAGCAACUUCGGGAAAAGGAAGAAUGAGUGAGUUUUGACAUCUACCCAGUCCCAUGGCGUCUGCCCUAAGCCAUCUCUCUCCAAUGUCUGUAAGAGUGAGAGAAGGAUGGAGUGAUAAUGGAAGAGGAGAGGAGCAGGUGGAGGAUGAAUUUGCGUGUUCCGGAGUGCUACGCGGUGCCCUGUGGUCCUUACAUCCCUCAGUGGAGAGGAUAUUUGGGGUGUCCUUUACGAUCGGUAGAGAGGAGGAUGCUGUGUUACCCCAUGAUGGACAGAUCUGGCUCAAACUAAAAGGAGUGAGGAAGGACGCGGUGGCUGCCAAAUUGUUUGUGAAGGGAGUUGUGAACCAGGAGGCCCAGCAGGAGGUUCCAUAUCCAGGUGUCCUUCACUGUGUGUUCUGUGGAGCCCGAGGGCUGUUCAUGGAGUGCCUGAUCAGAAACACCUCUGCUUACAUACUGGUGGGUUCCCCAGGCUUCCUACUCAUCUCAGGACUGGCAGAACCAGUGGUCAGGGCCUAUUCCCUCAUCACAGACCUGGUGAAGAACUACGAGGUCACCCAGGGACGAAGAACCGAGCCUGGCGACAGAGGAUCAGGCGAGACCCUGGAUUCCCGUCGGGCCUUCAAAUCCCUGGUGGAGAGAUGGGAGGACAGGCACACUCUGGAUCUGCUGGUGCUACCAGGGGUGGUGAAGGAGACUCUAUUGGAUCUGGUGAGGGAGUCUGGGCUGGGAUCCAAACCCGGUCCUGGGGGCUGGAACCUCAGUCUUGGGGGGUCUAGAGACAGAGCGGGUCUAAUGGACACUGAUAGCCAGAGACGAUGGGACAACCAGUCAGGCUUGGACAUACUAAAACUUAUGGAUACCAGAGUAGGGACCAGAGCUGGUGAGGCUGGGGACAUAGAGGGAAUGCAGGGGAUUUACACAUCAAGGAGAAAACCUCCUGUAAAUUCCACCCACAACCAAGACCCUGGUCUACGGAAUAUUGGGCAGCUUUCUCAACAAAAGACGUUCACUAGCUUACAUGUACAAGAAAGAGAGAUGGGCAAAGAUGGGUCACAGAGAGCGAUAGAGAAAGACGCAGCACCUCGACUUCCCAUCUUCCACUCUUUCCUUCAAACCGAGGAGGAGGGGCAAGGAUGUUCCCAACAGGAGGUAGAGGAUGAAGAACAGGGGGAGGAAGGAGAGGGGGAGAUGUUGUCAGUAGGGAGUAGGGAGGAGUUUGGGCUCUUGCUGAAGUUCUUCACGGCUAUGGGCUAUGCAGAAGAUGUGGUAAUGAGGGUCCUGGCCCGGACCGGACCCAGAGAAGUCUCCCAGAUUCUGGACCUGGUCCAGCAAGAACAUGACCGGACCGGUCUGGCCAUGAACCGCCCAGUGGAGAUGGAGCACACAGAGGUAGAGGAGAGGGAAGGUAAAGGAGUGAGAGGAAAGAGAAGCGGUAUAGAUGGGGGGAUGGGGGUGGAGCUGGAGGGAGGUGUGGAAGAAGGGGCGGGGAGUAGAGAGGAGGGGAGAAAAGGCAGGGAGAGUGGAGGGUCUACCGCUAACCUUUCUGAGGAUUCACUGAAGGAAGGCAGGGAGAGGGUCGAGGGCGGCAUGGAGGGAGGCGAAGGGGGGAACGAGGAGGAUUUUGUCCUGGGAGUUGUGAAGAGGGCCGCAGCCAGUUGUGGAUACACAGAGGAGAAGGUAGCAGAAGUGUAUAGUAUGUUACCUGAACUGUCCACACGCCAGCUACUCCUGGAGCUCCAGAGGGAGGGAGCCAGAGAGACAGAAGCUGCAUCCAAGGACCAGGUACGAGACGAACCAAGAGAGGUGGAUGAGGCUGUCUCAGAGCUACAUAGAAAGGACAGAGCAGGAGACAGGAAGGAGGAGAGAGGUAGAGAGAUGGAGGCACCAGCACCGCAGUCCACUGCUACUGAGAAGAGAGAAGAAGAAAGAAAUAGUGUGAAAGGAAAGAGUGAAAGGAAGACCAAUGAGGUAGGAGUGACCGCGCCGAACCGAAUCGGCGAUGGUGCAGUUAAGGUUGAACCAGAUCUGGCUCAAUGGAAUGCCAUGACAAACCAGAUUCCGUUCCCGAUUCACAGUCACCAGAAGAAUCCCACACAGACACACACCCCCCAUCGAGCCAGCCCCCCUUUAGUCACAGGGCCGCCUCAGCCCACCUACCCCAACACACUACCCCCACAACCCACCUACCCCAACACACUAUCCCAACAACCCACCUACCCCAACACAUUACUCGCACAACCCACCUACCCUCUCUUAUUUCCCCAUCAACUCGUUUACCCUCCCACCCAGCCACCCCAGACCACCUUACCCCACACCCUUACCAUGAAUAACUCCUCAACAACCAGAGCGAAGGAGAAACGUGGUCUCUUUCCCCUAGCAGUAGAGGGAAGUGAUCUCCCAGCCCUAACAGCGGUGGCUGUUGAUAGACGAGGUCUCCCGACCAUGGCAGCAGGGGCUGUGGUGACAGGGCAACAGCGCUUCAUGGAAGGCCUCCAGACUCCAUUUGACCUCAAGCUGACCGACCAACCAGGAGACCCGGGACUCAGGAUGGUCAUUAUCGACGGGAGCAACGUUGCGAUGAGUCACGGGCUGGGCCAUUUCUUUUCGUGCCGAGGCAUCGCCCUGGCGGUGCAACACUUCUGGAACCGCGGGCAUCGCAGAAUCAGUACCUUCCUGCCCCAGUGGAGGCAGAAGAGAGACCACCGGGGCAAAGAGCAGCACUACCUUAGUGAGCUCCAGAACCUGGGUCUGCUCUCCUACACUCCCUCCAGAGAAGUCCAAGGGAAGAGGAUUAACUCAUACGACGACAGGUUCAUGCUGCAGCUGGCCCAGAAGACCGAUGGAGUGAUCGUGACAAACGACAACCUCAGAGACCUGCUGGAUGAGUCUCAAGUAUGGUGCGAAAUCAUCAAGAAAAGACUCCUCCAAUACACGUUUGUGGGGGAUCACUUUAUGGUACCGGAUGAUCCGCUGGGCCGAGGAGGACCCCACCUAGAUGACUUCCUACACUCCCAGCACAGGCCUCCUGUCCCAGGCAGUCACUCAUUUGCAGGUGUGGCAUCCUCCUUCCACUCUCCCCGAGCUCCAAGGGCCCAGACAGAGGUCCUUCACUUCCGUGACUGGACACCAGGGGUCGUUGUAGAGCCAGAGCCCAGCCAGGCCAGGGGGAAUGGGCAGGCUAGGGCUGGACGCAGUGGCCCAGGGAUGGGCCUUGGUCUGGGGCUGGGAGUGAAGAGGAGUGCAGAAGAGACCUCCAGGCUUAGGGAGAGCCUAUCCCAGGUGUUCCCAGGACAGGAUAGCAUGGUUACUCUGGUGCUGCAGUGUAAUCCUACAGUGACUGACAUCAAUUCAUUGUCACACUUUAUACUGGAGCAGGAGAGUGUAGACUGAGAGUAGUGUUUUUGUGUGUGUGUGUGUGUGUGUGUGUGUGUGUGUGUGUGUGUGUGUGUGUGUGUGUGUGUGUGUGUGUGUGUGUUCCAGAGAAGAAGAUGUAUUAAUGUAUUUUAUUUCAAUGUUUGAUUGAUAAGUCUCAGUUCAUAGACCGACGGGGCUAAACAUUGUUUAUUAAUCUAUUUCUAUCGAAUUAAGUUUGAAAACAGGACCAAAAAUCGAACCAUAUUAAUCUUAUGGACAGGGGCGCAACUUUCACUGUUUUUUUAUAAUUGCACUGUUUUAUCAUUGCAGUGUGAUACAAAACGUGGUUCCAGUAUGCUUUACGGUCAUGCAAAAGCCUCACAGCUGUCGGCUAGGCUGUUUUCUGGUUUCAGCUAGCUGGAUUUCGGUCUGCACAGUCAACACAGAGCAUGCAGACAGCAUGUAUGAAGGCAAAUCUUCUGAAAGGCUGGCAUAUAGGACCAGCACAGGAGAGAUGAACAGAGGCAGCGUCUGUCUGUGUUGCACUUUUUCUAAGAGUUGUAAAAACAAGCAGAACAGAAACUGGCUACUCCUUAGUUGACUGAUCUAGCUGUGAAGGUAACUGCUGUUUGACAGAAAUAAUAAUAUUCUCAGUGCAGCUAGUAGUGUAACUGGCAUGUUACGUCAGCUAAUUUUCAUCACCUCUUGACUGAAGUGAAUGAACUGCUAGUGGCUUGUUAGCUCGCUAGUAUCUCCCACAGCCAGUUCAGCUCUAGCUAGCCUCUAGCUAUCUGUCAGGUAGCAGUAUCUAACAGCUGUUGUUUGUUCGGAAAUGUUUUGUAGCUUUUGUUAUGUCCCAUUUCAACAGAAGUACAUUAAACUAUGUACUAUUGUACCAUUAGUUAGCAGAGCUAGCCAAAAGUUGGCUAAUGUUAGCUAGCUAGCUUUUUUUUUGCCUAAAUCACAGUAGUCUUGAACCAACCGAUGAAAUCAGAGGCCAAAUGAUUGACGACAGAUAUUGUGAUGUUUUUUCAGCACAUUGUAUGUUUUUAUUAGUCAGUACAGCAAUGUAACGUUAUUGAUCUGUCAGUUUCCCUAGCUAAUUCCCUACUUUUCACACUGACACAGUAUAAACAGCUCUACAGGCUGCACUGUCAUGGUGCACAGUCAGUACACAAUACUAUGCUCAUCAUGUCUUAGCAGGAUCAGAUGGUGACAGGUGUCCCUGCAGCGUUAGACAGCCAUGGAAGACUAGUCUAGAGAUCUCAGGUGAAUUUUGCAGUAUAUUUUAACAAUCAGUGAAUAAAUACAGUUCCAUCUUGAGUUGAUGAAUAGGCUAGUCUGGGAUCUGGAAAUAAUGGUCAUUUCAAUUGUUUAACCAUUGAUUCUAUUCCUGGUAUAUAUAUAUAUAAUGUAUAAAUGUACCCCAAUGUAAUUCUUUGUCAUGCCUCAUCUGAGCGGAAUCAGAUGGUGACAAGGGUCUCAUCAGGGACAGGUAGCCAGGGAAGAUCCGUCUGUGACGGAGCUGAGGUGAUUUAUUGCAGAUACAUGACUUCAUUUUCUCUGUGCAGCAAACACUGGACAAGCAAGAUGCUUCAAAGAUUAGAACUAUUCUAAGACAGUCUGACAAGCCUUUAAAGUUGAUUUCCAAACUGUAUCAAGUGUUGAUAGAGGCUUUGCCCAAUGACACAAAACAAAAAUGUGAGGAGGCCUUAGAGACGCUAUUGAUGAUGAUGACUGGAUACAGAUAUGUUAGAAUUUUCAUUUCAGAAAGAAAUUACUGCACUUUAAGACCAUCCGUGGAACGUACUAUAUGCCAAUGAAACUGAAUAUCAUGCACUCAGAAAUGUAAUUAUUCUGCUGGAGGUGUAAUACACAAAAGGGGACAUAUUUGCUUAUGUUGUAGUCUUGUGAAGGCUGACUGAAUUCUGGCAAUGACUAUGUUCUUUUAUCUCAGGAUGUCUACAGAUUCUCACUUCCCCUUGUUUUUGUUUGCUUGGAAAUGUUGAUACUGGAGACUAUUGUCAGAAGAAACUGUGUAACCUAGCAUUUAUAGUGGCUAAGAAAUGCUUUGCCAUUCAUCGGAAGGUUGGUUAUCCUCCCGAAAUGGAAGACAUGUCAAGUUAUGUUUCACUAGAUUGGAUUUAUUAAAAGAUUAAGGGUAUACUGUGCAACUUUCAUAAGGUCUGGAUGCCUAAUACUGACAAAAGGAGUCUGUAUUGAAAGCAUGCCCACGUCAGGGGAGAUACCUACUUAAGUCAACCCUAGCUGCUAGGCUGCUCAGUCCUGGCCCUGGGUGUCUGCCGUAAUGUUGGUUGUCACUCUGGCCUUGGGCUAACAUAGCUGAAACCUAUAAUGAAUGUUUCCUAAAGCUGAGUGGAGUGUGUUGGUUUGGGGCGCAGCCGGAUGGUGGACCCCUAGGGGCAGGACCGGUUGACCCAGCUAUAUAGUGUGCAUGUAAAAAGAGCUCUACAUCACUAUUAGACCUUUUUUUUUUUUUUUUUUUUUUUACUAGGCAAGUCGAUUAAGAACAAAUUCACAUUUACAAUGACGGCAAACUCCAGCCAAACCCGGACUACACCCUAUGGGACUCCCAAUCACAGCCAGAUGUGAUAUAACCUGGAUUUGAACCAGUGACACCUCUUGCACUGAGAUGCAGUGCCUUAGCUUUAGAUGCCCCCAAAAAUGAGAGGACCCCCCCCCACCAAGUUAUGCCCCUGCCUAAGGAUAUUACUGCAAAAAUAGUUUGUACCCUAUUAUUUUAAUGCUUUAGGCCACUGUUGUAUUUUGUGGAUGUGAUGACUAGUGUUGCUAAAUUCAAUGUAUUUUGCUUUUAUUUAUUAAACAUAAUAUUACAGUAUGGUAAUAUAAAGUUGCUGAUGCUCAACUUCAAAUCAAACAUUUCAGACUGAAAAUUUUACCUCUCAACUUUCUAGAGUUUUCCCAGUUAGUUAACACUAUCAACGUUUCUCUUUACUGUGGGAAUUGUGAUCAAAUCAAUGCAAUAUUAGACACUUUCACUACAAAAUAACAAAACAUAAACUAUGCAAGAGAUUUUGGUAAUAAUGGUAUGGAAAUAAUAAUGCAUUUUCUUUUGUAAAGUGGUGUCUUGCAUCAGUCACCUUGUCUGAAGGACAAGUGGAUAAACUGGUUAAUUUCAAGCCCUGCAUGUUUUUUUCCCCCGAAAAGUCUCAUGGAAUGUAGGUCUACAUUAAACACCACACAUUUGCUGCUUCUGUCGGCUGAACGAUAGAACAGCCAUUUCCAUGUUAAAAUGUUAUUGGAUGCUUUGUCUCCAUUGUUUUUGGUAGGCCUACAUUAUGAUCAAUUUGCCACAGUAGCCUACUUGACCACUUAACUUAAAGAGGGUACAGCCUCAGUGUUCAUGUUGGAGCGAACCAUUAAGGAGAGCUGAGCAUUAAAUAGGUCUAGUUGCCAGGCUGAAGUAGCAAGGACAUGCACAUUAAGAGAAGAUGACACCCAGGCCAUUUGACACCCAGGUUAUACUCCAUUUAUGAAAGAGUACGUUAACCAAGACCAUACGUACAUUUAUGACAGCUGGACGUACUAUGGUCAGCAGGAUACAGGAAGAAAGAUGGAAGCAAGAUAACUGAUGACUAACACGUGAAACAAGCAUGCAAUGCAUACAUUAUUUUCAGGCCGUGAAAAGGGUUCUACCAUCGUUAUAACCUAACCAAAAGCAGGUAUGAGCGUUAGUGGGCGUGAACUAACUCUGAGAUGAGACGAAAAUAAUGGAGAAAGGUCAAGGGAAGCUAUUUUCAUAUAGAGGGAGGGGACCUUGUUUGUUAUGCAAAGACAGAAUCCUAUAAAGGCAGGACUCUGUAAUAUGAGAAUUUAGUCUCUUUCCAUGGAGGGGCUCGGCCGUGUUAUGUUUGUGAUAGGGUCCUUCCAUGGAGGGGCUCGGCCGUGUUAUGUUUGUGAUAGGGUCCUUCCAUGGAGGGGCUCGGCCGUGUUAUGUUUGUGAUAGGGUCCUUCCAUGGAGGGGCUCGGCCGUGUUAUGUUUGUGAUAGGGUCCUUCCAUGGAGGGGCUCGGCCGUGUUAUGUUUGUGAUAGGGUCCUUCCAUGGAGGGGCUCGGCCAUGUUAUGUUUGUGAUAUGGUCCUUCCAUGGAGGUGUUAUGUGUUAUGUUUGUGAUAGGGUCCUUCCAUGGAGGGGCUCGGCCGUGUUAUGUUUGUGAUGGGGUCCUUCCAUGGAGGGGCUCAGCCCUGUUAUGUUUGUGAUGGGGUCCUUCCAUGGAGGGGCUCGGCCGUGUUAUGUUUGUGAUAGGGUCCUUCCAUGGAGGUGUUAUGUGUUAUGUUUGUGAUAGGGUCCUUCCAUGGAGGGGCUCGGCCGUGUUAUGUUUGUGAUAGGGUCCUUCCAUGGAGGGGCUCGGCCGUGUUAUGUUUGUGAUGGGGUCCUUCCAUGGAGGGGCUCAGCCCUGUUAUGUUUGUGAUGGGGUCCUUCCAUGGAGGGGCUCGGCCAUGUUAUGUUUGUGAUAUGGUCCUUCCAUGGAGGUGUUAUGUGUUAUGUUUGUGAUAGGGUCCUUCCAUGGAGGGGCUCGGCCGUGUUAUGUUUGUGAUGGGGUCCUUCCAUGGAGGGGCUCAGCCCUGUUAUGUUUGUGAUGGGGUCCUUCCAUGGAGGGGCUCAGCCCUGUUAUGUUUGUGAUGGGGUCCUUCCAUGGAGGGGCUCGGCCGUGUUAUGUUUGUGAUGGGGUCCUUCCAUGGAGGGGCUCAGCCCUGUUAUGUUUGUGAUGGGGUCCUUCCAUGGAGGGGCUCAGCCCUGUUAUGUUUGUGAUAGGGUCCUUCCAUGGAGGGGCUCGGCCGUGUUAUGUUUGUGAUAGGGUCCUUCCAUGGAGGGGCUCAGUUUUGCUACUUUGUAUUAAAGUGUAUAUUGAAUUCACAA